AUGACAGACCAUGAGUUCCCGAGGUCACAGCGGAAGGUCAUGAGAGCAGGAAGGGAUGGGAAACGAGCCCUGAUUGGAAGUACAGAGGCUAACAGAGAGGAGAGUCUGAAGGCGACGGACGAGCUGCAGGCCUGGACCUCGGCUGGCCCCAGCAGCCCCGCGAGUACGUGCCUCAGGGUGGCCUGUACUCUGGAUCCACUGGCAAAGAAGAUCUUUAAAGGAGUUUUACUAGCUGAACUUGUGGGCAUUUUUGGAGCAUAUUUUUUGUUUAAAAAGAUGAACGCAAGCCAAGAUUUCAGGCAAACAAUGAGCAAGAAAUUCCCCUUCAUCUUGAAACUUUAUUACAAAUCCACUGAACACUCUGGAAUGUACGGAAUCAGAGAGCAAGAUCAAGAAAAGUGGCUGAACAGCAAAAAUUAGGAAUUUG
This is a messenger RNA of Balaenoptera ricei (Rice's whale), 427 nucleotides long. RefSeq names its product protein CEBPZOS-like. The coding region runs from base 1 to 420 and encodes 139 amino acids. The record is from RefSeq and is a predicted model, not a curated record. Lineage: Eukaryota; Metazoa; Chordata; Mammalia; Artiodactyla; Balaenopteridae. The transcript is spliced from 2 exons.